CGCCCGCUGCCCGCCCUCCCGGGCCGGCUCUUCCUGCCGCCGCCGCCCGUCCUCCUCGGCGCCCUCGGUUCUCCCCGCCCCCGCCGGGAGGCCCCGGGGCCCGCGUCCCUGCACGUCCCCCGCGAACUGGAGGCGCGGCCCACGCCCGGCUCCCAACCCGGCCGAGCUCGCGGAGCUGACCGCCGGGAGCCGGGUUCGGGUGCGGGGACCUGCGGCUGGAGACGCCGGAGCACAGAGCAAUGCGCUUCAUGCUGCUGUUCAGCCGGCAGGGGAAGCUGCGGCUGCAGAAAUGGUACCUGGCCACCUCGGACAAGGAGAGGAAGAAGAUGGUCCGGGAGCUCAUGCAGGUCGUGCUGGCCCGAAAGCCCAAGAUGUGCAGCUUCCUGGAGUGGAGGGACCUGAAAGUCGUCUACAAGAGGUACGCCAGCCUGUACUUCUGCUGCGCCAUCGAGGGCCAGGACAACGAGCUGAUCACGCUGGAGCUCAUCCACCGCUACGUGGAGCUGCUGGACAAGUACUUCGGCAGCGUGUGCGAGCUGGACAUCAUCUUCAACUUUGAAAAAGCCUACUUCAUCCUGGAUGAGUUUCUGAUGGGCGGCGACGUCCAGGACACCUCCAAGAAGAGCGUGCUCAAGGCCAUCGAGCAGGCCGACCUGCUGCAGGAGGAGGACGAGUCGCCGCGCAGUGUCCUGGAGGAGAUGGGGCUGGCAUAGCCGGCGUGGACAAGGGAACACAGCAGCAGCUGGCGCUGUCCUCGCCCUCCACCGCCCCUGCUGGGCCCAGCUGCUUUCCCUCACGAGGGGCCACCAUCCAGCCCUCCACCCGGACAGACAGACAGCCCUCCACCCAGACAGCCCUCCACCCGGACAGACAGCCCUCCAACCAGACAGACAGACAGCCUUCCCUCCACCCGGACAGACAGACAGCCCUCCACCCAGACAGCCCUCUACCCGGACAGACAGCCCUCCACCCGGACAGCCCUCUACCUGGACAGACAGCCCUCUACCCGGACAGACAGCCCUCCGCCCGGACAGCCCUCUACCCAGACAGACAGCCCUCUGCCUCCGGUUGGAAGACAGGAAGCGCGGCCCGGCCGUGGCUCAGGCCCUCUGUCCUUGGAAGAAGCAGCGCUGCCGGCCUCCGCCUCCCCGCCCCUCGCCGCUGUAAAUACAUGAAUUCGUCAGGUUAAAGGGAAAGGUUCCCAGGGCUCUGCUCUCCCUCCGCCCAAAGCCUACCUCCACCCCGCAGCGGGCGGCCCCCUUCCCACGGCCAGAGCCGGGGCAGCGCCGCAGCUAGGUCCCCUGACCUUGCCGCUUGGAGGGCUUCAGGGGAAGGGCCUGUCUCGGGGACCCGGGCCUGUCCCCUUCCUCCUCCACGACGUGGGUGGGGCCACGUGGCUGCCUUCACUUCCUUCUGAAAUAAAAGGAAAAGGUGUUUCUGGA
Molecule: messenger RNA, 1442 nt
Organism: Meriones unguiculatus (Mongolian gerbil)
Lineage: Eukaryota; Metazoa; Chordata; Mammalia; Rodentia; Muridae
Gene: Ap1s1
Product: adaptor related protein complex 1 subunit sigma 1
Exons: 5
Coding region: 240-713 (157 amino acids)
Biological process (GO): vesicle-mediated transport; intracellular protein transport
Cellular component (GO): intracellular membrane-bounded organelle; membrane coat; AP-1 adaptor complex
Molecular function (GO): clathrin-cargo adaptor activity
Source: RefSeq, a predicted model, not a curated record